Nicrophorus vespilloides is the source of this 860-nucleotide messenger RNA. Its product is annotated as DNA fragmentation factor subunit alpha-like. NCBI's taxonomy places the organism in Eukaryota, Metazoa, Arthropoda, Insecta, Coleoptera, Silphidae. The coding region runs from base 97 to 693 and encodes 198 amino acids. Gene Ontology annotation, biological process: regulation of apoptotic process; apoptotic process. The transcript has 2 exons. The record is from RefSeq and is a predicted model, not a curated record.
UGUUGGCCGUGUCUCUCGCUCUUCGUCUCUCUGCGCAUAUAAAGUCGGCUGUCGCGACGGGAAGCGCCGGCAUUCGAAGGCGGCGACCGAGGAGAGAUGGAAGAGGCUAACAACGAGACGGGCAACACGGGACAUCCCUUCAAGGUGACCACCGUCUCCAGGGAACCGCUUAAGGGCGUCGUGGCCACCACCCUUCAGGACCUCACAACCAAGGCCGCCAAGAAGCUGGACAUCGAAGGCAACAUCACUGUGGUAUUGGAGGCGGAUGGAACGGAGAUCGAUGAUGAUGAGUAUUUCGCCACGCUGGAGCCGCACACGAGUCUGAUGAUCCUCAAGAUGGACGAGAAGUGGCUGCCGCCGGCUCCGCCGUGUCGACUCUCCUUCGACGAAUUGGACGAUGGAAAGGGCGGUCAGGAGCUUGUAGGAUUGGUGGACAAGCUUAAGCACAAUCUGUGCCACGUCUCUCUACUGGGAGGGCCUGAGCUUGAGCUGCUGAGCGACAUGGAUCCGGACUCGCUUGCCGACAUCACUUUCCCGGACAAAGUGUUCUUGGAGCAGCUGAAGGAGGCUUCCGGACGAUACUUGAUCGAGAAGAGGCAGGCGCAGGAUGCCAUGGAUCUGCUCAAGCUGUACCACGAGAAGGAGAGCUUAGAGAAUCAAACGAACGAGAAGUUUUUGAACAAGACUGACUAAGAUUUACAAAAAGAAGAACAAACUUGUUCGAGAUGGAUUGAGGGUUAGGAGGAGGAUGAGGCUCAAGAAGCGCACACAAAUUAUGUAAAUUCACUUCAUUCAAUUUUGGCUCUAAAGAAUAAAUGAAAACACCAACGGAACCCUAAACAAUUGAUGAUAAUAAGAAA